AUGGGCGGAACGAGGGAACAGGCAGCAACUGAAAAACAAAGGAGGAUUGUGGUAAGAGGGAUUAUUGUGCUGAAGAAGCAGAAAUUAGGUGAAUUAGAUGGUAGAAAAGAGCCUAAGAAAGAUAUGAAGAACGAGGGUAGUGGUAUAGGAAUUCUGGAAAACGAAUUUGGUGGCUAUAAUGAGAAGAAGAACAAGAAAAAGAAUGAGAAACGCAAUGUAGGAGAAAGAGGGUAUGUUGAGGAGAAGAAGGAAAAGAAGAAAAAGAAGCACAGACACAAUGAAGGUGAAGAUAAUGGUGAUGGUUACAAGGGGGUGGAGAAAGGAAAUGAUUAUGGGAAACAGUUUGAGAUUGAUAAGGGAAGGAAGCAUGAUGGGAAUGUUGUGGAAUUGGUUGAAAAGAAGAAGAGAAAGAGAAAGAAGGAUAAGAGUGAUGAAAAUGGGAAGGGCGCAGAAGCAUUAGUGCAGGUUCCGAAUGGGGAUGUUGCUGAAAUGGUUGAUAAAAAGAAGAAGAAAAAGAAGCAAAAACUCGAGGUGGAUGCAAGUGCUUCACAACAAGAUGAAACUUAUUUGGCAGAAAAUGAAAUGCAGGAGAACAAGAAUCAAAGUGGAGAAAGGGUUAAACUUGAAGCAUUUGCCAACGACUCUGAAUUGGACAGUGUUCAGAAGCGAGAAAAGAAGAAGAGGAAGAGAGACGAGAAAAAGCAAAAUGAUGUUUCAAGUGCUUUUGAGCAGGGUAGUCUGGCAGAAGUGCAACCAGAAGGGUAUGCUAAUGCAACUGGGAAGGAGGAAGUGGUUGCAGAUUUGAAAAACUGGAUGAGGGUCAAAGGGUUUUCAAAAGUAGAAGAUGAGGUUGUGAAAGAAGCUGUCCUUGGAUACAUAGAGGCACAUUGCUUAGGUGAAGAAGGUUUGAAAAUGGUCUUGACCUGCAUAUUGUACCCUGAAGUCUGGAAUUGCUGGAAGAAAAUAGGAACUUGCUUAGCAAUCGGCCUCAGAGUGCCAUCUAACAUCAUGCUCAAGUUUUGUUUUGAAGGGAUGGAAAAACGUAAAUGGACUGAAGAAGAGAUCAAACCAGUCCAUGAGUUCCAGGAGAAACAUGGGAACCAAUGGAAGCUUUUGGCUGAUGAACUUGGCAAACAUAGGAUUCACUUGGAUGCGAGCUGCACUGAAGAUGUGGAUUGGGCCAAUCUUCUUCAUCACAGAUCUGGAGAUGUAUGUCGGAAUUACUGGAAUCAAAUGGUUCUUCAUAUAGGUGAUCGUGGGAACAGGUCAUUUGCUGAUCAAGUUGAAGUUUUAGCAAAGUGA
Molecule: messenger RNA, 1302 nt
Organism: Coffea eugenioides
Lineage: Eukaryota; Viridiplantae; Streptophyta; Magnoliopsida; Gentianales; Rubiaceae
Product: ABC transporter F family member 4-like
Exons: 6
Coding region: 1-1302 (433 amino acids)
Source: RefSeq, a predicted model, not a curated record